AUGACAGAUUUAAUACAAACUAACCAUGAUGAUGCAAAUAUUACUAUUAUAUUAGAUACAUUAUUAAAUGACGUUCGAUCAUGUAUAGAAAAAUGUCGAAACUAUAAUAAAAUACCUGGAAUUGGUAAACUUGAAAGAAAAUUUCGAGCCGAAGAUAGAUUUCUAAAACGCCUUCGUACUGACACAAGUGAUGUUAAUGUUAAUCAUUUAAAAAGUUCGAAUUUAACUCAUUUACGAGCUGUUCUUGAACAAAUUGAAGAAAUUGGCCCAGAAAAUGUUAAUGGAGUUUUAGUACCAUUUAAAGAUAGUCGUUCUCAAUUACUUAUUUGUGAAUUAGUUUAUAAUGAAGGUCGAACAUGGAUGAAAGUAAUUGCUAGAAAUGCACAAGCACUUCAUCUUAUUUGGAAAGGUAAUGGUCAUUAUGGACAACGAAGUAUUCUUAUAUCAAUGAGACAAUAUCUUGAUACAGCUCGUUGUAAUGAAAUACAUUAUCAAACACCAGAUAUUGUUUUUUAUUUUGUACAAGGUGUUACAGAACCGUUAGCUAAUUUAUUGAAAAAAAAUGGUAUCAUAGUCAAAGGUUCAAUCGUUGAAGUUAAUGAAGAUGUUGAAAAACGUUUACAAAUCGUUGAUGAUUAUAGUUCAAGUGAUAGUGAUGAAGAAAGUCAUAGUGAAACUGAUGAUGAUAAUGAUGAUGAAAUUAUUAAUAAUAAUCUAGAAUUAAUGUCAUCACAUGAACCAACUAAAAUAAAUCUUGAUGUUAGUACAUUGAUAUGUCUUGUUUCGGAAUUAACUCAUGGUGGUCAUAUUUAUCGAUAUCCAAGUAAAUGGCUUGAAGUACCAGCUGAAUUAGAACGAGCUGAACAUCUUGCACCGAAAUUAGAGAAUUAUAUGAAAGGAAAAGAAUUAUUUAUAUGUCAAACAGCGUAUGAAGAAUUUAAUUCAAUUGUUAGUACAGUUGGUGGACCUAAUGAAAAAAAACGAGCAGAAGAACUAUUUAAACGACUUACUAUUGUCCCUGAUUGUCUGUCAGAAAGAUCGGCUGUUCUACAAGAAAGUGUUAAAAUAAAACCAAGAACAAAAAUAAUAUUUGGUACCGGAGAUCAUUUACGUGCAGUAACGAUGACAGCUAAUAGAGGUUUUGUUCGAGCAGCAGCACAACAAGGAGUACCCUUUGCUGUAUAUUUACAUGAAUCGCGUGCUUUAACCGAGCAACAAAUACAAUUUAAUUCAUUACCUUUAUUUACACAAUCACAAGAAAAUGUUUGA
Rotaria sp. Silwood1 is the source of this 1269-nucleotide messenger RNA. NCBI's taxonomy places the organism in Eukaryota, Metazoa, Rotifera, Eurotatoria, Philodinida, Philodinidae. The record is from the annotation of a GenBank genome assembly.